Messenger RNA from Pediculus humanus corporis (human body louse), 378 nucleotides. RefSeq lists its product as uncharacterized. The transcript has a single exon. Gene Ontology annotation, cellular component: mitochondrial large ribosomal subunit. Bases 1 to 378 code for a protein of 125 amino acids. Lineage: Eukaryota; Metazoa; Arthropoda; Insecta; Psocodea; Pediculidae. The record is from RefSeq and is a predicted model, not a curated record.
AUGUCUACCUUACUUCAGAAGUGCUCAAAACAAAACUUUUAUAAAACGGUUUCGGCAUUGGUCCGAGAGAAAAAAACGAAAUGUAGUGCAAAUAUUACAAUGACUGACGAUAGUUCUGUUGUGGUUUGUUGGCAUCCAGAAGAAUCUUAUCCUUAUGAAAUGUCUCAGCCUAUAAAAGAAAAAAAAAAAAUUGUUAGUAACUCGUUACUUAAAGUUCAGUCUAAUAAGGAACUUUUGUCUGUCCUAAAACCCAAACGUAAAGAUUUAGUCAGACAAGAAUUGAUGGCUUUAACUCAUUCUCAAAAGCAUGUUUGGUUUCCACCAAAGUUUCAAUUUAGAAAAAAACAACAACCAGAAAAAGAUAGACCUUACUUGUAA